GACAUUCAUUACCAAAUUACUUCACAUGGCUGAUGAGAAAGGGAUGAAAUUUUCUGAGCCAGUUGCUGCAUUUGGUGUAUGGAAACCCUGUCCUGAGCAAGAUUUUACAAGGCUUAAGCAGGAAUACUCAAACCUACAAUUGGUAUUAGUUAUCUUAGGAAGAGGAGGUGAUCUUUAUGCUCAUAUCAAGAGGACAGGGGACACUGAAGUUGGUAUAUUGAGCCAGUGUGUUCAAGCAACAAAUGUGACUGCAAUUAAACCACAGACACUUGGAAACAUUCUCCUGAAGAUCAAUGCAAAGAUGGGUGGUAUUAACAAUGUUCUUUCAAGAACUGGAAUGCCUAUGAUAUUAGAAAGACCUGUUAUGAUUAUGGGUGCAGAUGUAAAUCAUCCAUCAGCUGGAGAUGGAGAAUCCCCGUCCAUGGCUGCAGUUGUUGCCUCAUAUGAUAGGUUUGCCUCCAAAUUUUCUGUAGAAGUGAGACCUCAGCCACAUCGUGUGGAAAUAAUUCAAGAUCUAAAGGAAAUGACCAAAAACUUGUUAAGGUCAUUCUUCAUUUACACAAAAGGACAUAAGCCCGAAAGAAUUGUUAUGUAUCGUGAUGGAGUUAGUGAGUCUCAGUUUCAAGAAGUAUUGUCAUAUGAGCUGAAAGCUAUGCGAACAGCUUGUACUGAAACAGAAGUUGACUACACACCUGGCAUCACUUUCUUAGUGGUUCAAAAGCGGCAUCAUACAAGAUUGUUCUGUGAGGACAGAGAUGGUGUUGGUAAGUGUAAGAAUGUUCCACCUGGUACUGUUGUGGAUUCUGGGAUCACACAUCCAAGUGAGCGAGAUUUCUAUCUCUGCUCUCAUCAAGGUAUUCAAGGUACCAGCAAACCAACUCAUUACCAUAUUCUGUGGGAUGACAAUGAUAUGACAAUGGAUGAUAUACAGAUGCUAACCUACAGUUUAUGCCAUCUGUACUUUCGUUGUACAAGAUCUGUCUCCCUUCCAAGCCCUGCGUACUAUGCUCAUUUGGCUGCUUUCAGGGCAAAAGUACACAUCUCAGAAUUGUCUGAAAGGGAUGGAGAUGGUAUGACUCAGGAAGAAAUUAAGUGUGUUGCUACAGUUGAACAGAAAAAUGCACUCUCAAGCAAGUUAUAUUAUGUGUAGUAAAUCAAAUGGUGUGUACUAGAAUUUAUUUUCCAUGUAGACUGGCAUAUAAGAGGUUUCUGAAUUGUUGGGAGGAUUUAUUUUUAGGUGACUGUUCCUAUAAUUAAUCUUUCAUGUGGUGCAUCUAUGCAUAUACAAGAUAGGAAUUAUAUCUUGCUGUCUUUAGGAAGAUAAAUGUUGUACUCGGUGAAAAGGUGUACCUGUAGUAUAAGGUACAAAAUGCAUCUGAGGAUACAGGUUCUUUUGUGCAGUAAUCACAAAAAUAGUUGUCUGUAUUAAAUCUUAGAAUUGUGUAAUUGCAGUUGAAAGGGUUUCAUUUUUUUUAUACCAUGCCAAGAGGAUAGUUGUCUUAGGAAUACUGUACUGCAUAGUAUAUUUCUUAUUUGGAGUUAAGCUUACUGUAGAUUUAGAGGAAAAUGUAUUGGUUCUUUUGCAUGUUGACAAUUUAAGUUUCAUGUUAUAUUUAGUGAGUGGACAAAGCUUUAUGUAACUAUGCUGAUGUUCAUAAUAUUUCAGAAGAUUUAAGAGAAAUUUAAAAAAAUGCACUGGAGACCAUUUUUGUGUCAGUUUAUAGCAGGAUUGCAUUUAAAUGCCAGUUUACUAUGGUUUUUCUUUUAAUAUUUAUUGGGAAGAUAUGGAAAUAUGAUAAAUAACAAUGUUUCUAAAAAU
Molecule: messenger RNA, 1819 nt
Organism: Homarus americanus (American lobster)
Lineage: Eukaryota; Metazoa; Arthropoda; Malacostraca; Decapoda; Nephropidae
Product: protein argonaute-2-like
Molecular function (GO): nucleic acid binding
Source: RefSeq, a predicted model, not a curated record